Conger conger (European conger) is the source of this 6246-nucleotide messenger RNA. RefSeq names its product potassium voltage-gated channel subfamily H member 4-like. Gene Ontology annotation, biological process: potassium ion transmembrane transport; regulation of membrane potential. The transcript has 16 exons. Gene Ontology annotation, cellular component: membrane. Lineage: Eukaryota; Metazoa; Chordata; Actinopteri; Anguilliformes; Congridae. The record is from RefSeq and is a predicted model, not a curated record. The coding region runs from base 1 to 3693 and encodes 1230 amino acids. Gene Ontology annotation, molecular function: voltage-gated potassium channel activity.
AUGCCGGUGAUGAAGGGCCUGUUGGCGCCCCAGAACACGUUUUUGGACACCAUCGCCACCAGGUUCGACGGGACCCACAGCAACUUCCUGCUGGGAAAUGCACAGGGGCAUCGUGGGUACCCCAUCGUGUAUUGUUCAGAUGGCUUCUGUGAGCUCACAGGCUUUGUCCGCACUGAGGUCAUGCAGAAGAAUUGUAGCUGCCGCUUCCUGUACGGGGCGGACACCAGUGAACACGUAGCCAUGCAGAUGGAGAAGGCUCUGGAAGGGCGAGAGGAGUACCAAGCCGAGGUGAAGUUCUACAAGAAAAACGGCACCUCCUUCUGGUGUCUCCUGGACAUCGUACCCAUCAAAAACGAGAAGGGCGAGAUGGUGCUGUUUCUCUUCUCCUUCAAGGACAUCACCGAUACGCACGGCAAGAGCCACCACAACGGCAGGAGAGAAGAGGACAAGAGGCCGAGCAGGAAGACGGGCAGCUCUCACUUCACCGAGGCCAGGCGGCGAGGCCGGACCGUGCUGUACCACCUGACCAGCCAGUUUUCUAGAAGGAGCAAGAGUGAGGUCAAACUGAGCAGUAACGUGUUUGAGAAGCCGUCUCUCCCGGAAUACAAGGUGGCUGCUGUACAAAAGUCCCGCUUCAUUCUGCUGCACUACAGCGUCUCCAAGGCCCUGUGGGACUGGAUGAUCCUGCUGGCCACUUUCUACGUGGCCGUUACCGUGCCCUAUAACGUCUGCUUCACUCCCUACGAUGACCUGGAUUCUGCCGCUCGCAGCACCAUUGUCAGUGACAUCGCCGUAGAGAUGCUGUUCAUCCUGGACAUCAUCCUCAACUUCCGCACCACCUAUGUGAGUCAGUCUGGUCAGGUGGUGUAUGACUCCCGCUCCAUCUGCAUCCACUACGCUGCUACCUGGUUCUUUGUGGACCUAAUUGCCGCUCUGCCCUUUGACCUCCUCUAUGCAUUCAACGUCACAGUGACAUCUCUGGUUCACCUGCUGAAGACAGUGCGCCUGCUCCGUCUGCUGCGGCUGCUGCAGAAGCUGGACCGCUACUCCCAGUACAGCGCCAUGGUGCUGACCCUGCUCAUGUCCAUGUUCGCCCUGCUCGCCCACUGGAUGGCCUGCAUCUGGUAUGUCAUCGGCCGCAAAGAGCUGGAGAGCAACAACCCCGACACCUGGGACAUUGGCUGGCUCCAUGAACUGGGGAAGAGGCUGGACACUCCGUACAUCAACAGCACCAUGGGGGGCCCGUCGGUGCGCAGUGCCUACAUCGCCUCGCUCUACUUCACCCUCAGCAGCCUCACCAGCGUGGGCUUCGGAAACGUCUGCGCCAACACAGACGCCGAGAAGAUCUUCUCCAUCUGCACUAUGCUCAUAGGCGCCCUGAUGCAUGCGGUGGUGUUCGGAAACGUGACGGCCAUCAUCCAGCGCAUGUACUCACGACGCUCGCUCUACCACACCCGCAUGAAGGACCUGAAGGAUUUCAUCCGCGUCCACCGCCUGCCCCAGCAACUCAAGCAGCGCAUGCUCGAGUACUUCCAGACCACCUGGUCCGUCAACAACGGAAUCGACGCCAACGAGCUCCUGCACGACUUCCCGGAUGAGCUGCGUGCCGACAUCGCCAUGCACCUCAACAAGGACAUUCUGCAGCUGCCCAUCUUCGAGUGUGCUAGUAGGGGCUGUCUACGUUCCCUCUCGCUGCACAUCAAGACCUCCUUUUGUGCCCCUGGGGAGUACCUCAUCCGCCAGGGCGACGCCCUGCACGCUAACUACUUCGUCUGUUCUGGCUCCCUGGAGGUGCUGAAGGACAGCAUGGUGUUGGCCAUUCUGGGGAAGGGAGACCUCAUUGGGUCAGACCUCCCUGCCCAGGAGCAGGUGAUAAAGACCAACGCAGACGUGAAGGCCCUGACCUACUGUGACCUGCAGUACAUCAGCGUGCGGGCACUGCGCGAGGUGCUGGAGCUCUACCCGGAGUACGCCAGCCGCUUCACCGCCGACAUCCACCACAACCUCACCUACAACCUGAGGGAGGGCAGCGAGGCUGAGGGCCUUACAAGGUUUUCACGAUCACCCAGACUCACCCACAACCGCCUGGACCUGGGCCACCCACCGGAGCACAAGCUGCCCUCUAUCGUGGAGGCUGAGGCUGAGCCCGAGGAGUACUUCCACCUCUCUCCCGCCUCCAAGUCCCGCAAGAACCUGACGCUGCCCAACCUGAGCAGCCCGGUGCGGCGCACCUCCCUGGGGAACCUGCUGGGAGACGAGCUGAGACAGUUCAACGCUCUGCGCCACUGCCGCUCGCCCGCCCGGGGCUGCCGGGGCCGCAGCUCCUCCCCGCAGCCGAAGGAGGAGCCUCAGCGCUCGCCGGCUCUCCCGCGAGCGCCUCCUCCCUCCUGCAACGUGGAGGCCGGGGCCUGCCGCAAGCCGACCAAGCUGCUCAUCCCGUCCUUCAACUGCUUCGGCCCUCCAGACCUCAGCCCCAGGGUGGUUGACGGUAUCGAAGACAACGGGCACACGUUUCACUUCAACUUGGAGCGGAGUGGGGCCAAAGGCAGCGCAGGAAGCCAGGUUGAAGAUGCCAAUCAAGUGAAUGCUGCUCUGCUCCUGGAGACGGAGGAGGUGAGGCAGAGCAUCGCACAGCUCAACAAGGAGAUGAGCCACUUACACCAAGAGGUGGCUCAACUGGGCAAGGAGCUACACCACAUGCUGCACUUCUUACAGGCCCACAUGACGAUGCAGCAAUACUCCUCUACCCUCUCCACCUACCCCUAUGGCAUGCAUGUGGUCUCCAACCCCACUGCUACCAGCAACGUGGCCUACAGUGUUGCAGCUGGCCUGCACGUACACCACGAGCCCAUGAACCUGGAACCUUUGGGCCACUCUGGGGCCACGUGGAACUACAGCGGGUCCCACCCUCGGGCCACUGUCUCGGGUCAGCAGGGGGAGGCAGAUCGCUUACACCAGCCCUCCAGCCCCAGGUCUUCCUGCUCGCAUGCGCACUGCUCCACGGACCCAGCAGCAAACCAGAACUCAGACCCUGCUUCUGGCAGCACCCCCAACUCCCCAUUCCUGUCCCAUCAGAAUACUCGAACUGGGCCUUCAUUGCUCACCAUUAGUCCAUCCUUCCAGGGGUUCACCUCUGGUCCAACUCCUCAAGCUGGGUAUGGAGGAAGCGGUGCCGCUGUUGGCCACAGCGGUUCCUCGGCCAACCUCAGCCAGUCCCAGUCCAGCUUGUGUCCGCAGAUAUCCCUGGCGUCCGAACGCAUGCACGCACAGUCCAGCUCCCUUACAUAUUCCCACUCCUCACUGGCGACGGCCAGUGGUUACCCCCACCUCCAGGUCUCCACCAGCCACUCGGCCAACCCUGGCAGGGCCUCCAGCUCCCUCCACGUUCUGGAUUCGCGCAGCCUCCUGGACCUUCACCAUCUCCCUGGCUCCUCACGCUCAGGGGGCUCCCACCUCCCCAGGCAGUCAUCGCUGACCUCUCAGGAUUCCGCUCCACCGAGGCUGGAUGUUUGCGACAGCGGCCACCCCUUGGGUGACUCUGCUGGAGUGGAACACAUCAGUAUGGAGUACUUGCUGGGUGGGUCGGGGUCCCUGGACAGGAGGGACAGUAUGACCCCGGAGUCACGGAGGUCCAGUAUUGGCAUUCAGACUCUAGACACGGAGCCCUUCUGGAGUGUGGACAUGGCAGAGUAGUUGGGAGUCGGACAGAUCCUGUUGUUGGCACUAGAGCUGCUGCCGGAACAAGGGGCACCCUGGUUUACAGCCCUGAAAGGCAACUUUGGUGUUUGAGUUGAUCUUUUGCUGUUUGUUCUGCCUAUUAUUUACUUUUUCCCUGGUUUAUGCGGCCCACAGCUCUUCUAUGCAAAAGCACAUCAUUUGUGCACCCCCACUCCUAUUUUCCUUCUGUCUUUAUGGUUCAUACUCAUGUAAGAAUCAUUGUCUCCAAUGAUUCGGGGGACUACAUCUAUAGUCCAUAAUGUUGGGAGACAUUUACAUCCUAACUAUUGGAAAUUGCCUGGAAGGCUUUUUCAAAAACAUUUUUCAUAACCCAUUUGGCUAUGUUUUUGGUGAAUUAUUUAGCCUACUCAGUGGAGGUCACCAGUACAACAAGGUACUUCAUUAUAUAACUGGAUAAAUGAUCAGACCAUUAAAAUGCUGAAGAGCUUGUUGUACUGUUGUCAACAUUGGAUGGGAAAGUCAAAUGUUCUAUUUACCCCCACUGAAGCACUCAUACGGAUAAAACAAUCACAAAGAAAAGCUGUUUGUUGAUAUUGUCUUACCUUCUCACUUGGUAAAGUUCAUCAAUUCUUUUUUCCUAAGGAAAAGGUAUCCAGCUGAAAUGUGUUUACAUUGUGAAAGACUUAUAUUGUACCGAAAACACUGGCAAGAGGAGUCAGUGGACGCCCAGUUUAAUUGAUGCACUCUGAAUGACACUGGAAGCUUUGGUUUUUCUAUGUAGCUAAUUAAUGAUUAUGCUCAAUGCCUUGUAAAAUCUUUUCUUUUUAUACAAAGAUAUUUACUAUGUUUUUAAUAUACUGAAUUGAUGAGACACAGAAACGGAUUUCCACAGAACAAGUUUUGUAUUGAGGGCAAUGUCUUCUUUGUCUGCAGUUUAAUCACAUAUUACCAGAAUUUCAGGCUGAAAUGCAGUUGAAAACAGUCAGCAGUUAUGUCUGAAAUCAGACACCUAUCUGCUAUUAAAAUUAAUUGGAGAGAGCUCUGGCACGUCUGCUAUGUGAAUUUCACAUGACUCAAGUAGUGCCUAACCCUCACUGAUUUGCUGAUGUGAUUUGGUGUGAUUUACACUAAGCGUACUUCCCACUCAAUAACAAAGCACUGGCAUUUGCCAUGUUCUAUCGUGGCUGUCAUUGUGUAUUGGGUUGCUGUCGCCCACCGCACUUUAAUCACACUUGUCUUCUUAUUCUCCUGUGUUUGCUUCCACCCCGCAAAUCAUUACCAGUGAACAGACUAUUACUUUAACAUAUUCCUGUCUCAGCCAAAAUCUUGUGUUCUACAGGAUUUUGUGGAUUAGAAUGCCUCCCUAAUACUCGCAUAUGACCACAGGAUUCGAUCUUUUGUGGUUGUGUAUUUUAUAACCUGCUUGGUAUUUUAAGACAAAUUGCAUGCUUGCAUGCCAGCACGAAAGACACAAGCCCAAGGAGAGCCAUCAACACAGGUGCCCACUAUAUCUUUCGUAAUUAAUGGCUUGCAAAGUUUCUCCUCAACUGGCUAUAUUACAUGCAUGAAUGAUUUAGAGGAUGUACACUGUCUGGAUAGUUUGCUUUCCAAUGCGUAGAUUCAGUGAAAGUUCAAUUGAACUGAGUUACAGAGGUCAUGACCUCUAACAUCAGGCUGCUGCUUUAGUUUAUGAAAUAAGACAGACACUAUCUAUGAGAUGUUAGGUAUUCUCUGUAGUAGGCUCUGCCAUGACAAAUGGCUGCUGUAGGUUUUUGUCAAAAAAAAAGAACAAGUAAAAUAUUGCCAUAUGUUUCUGCUCCCCUGUCCCAACUGUCACAUUGUUAGCAGGAUAUGUUAAAUAAGAAUGUAAAUGGUUCAAAAGUGUCAUGUAACGACAGUUUUAAAAAAAGUGCUAAAGGAAGCGGGAUUCAGUUUCCUGCAUAACAUAUUAAACAAUUUACACAAUAUAUUAUCCUGAAGGACAAAGGGUUGAGUGGGGAGAACAAUACUAUGCUGUAUUGUAUGUAUACAGUGGAAUACAGGUUACUGCUAAAAUUUCCCCCAGUUGAAUAGAGCUUCAAAACAGAAACAAACUCAGAAAAAAGGCUGUCUAUCUAGUUGUGUUACAUUUUAAAUUCACAGCCAUGGUUAUUUUUUCAUUUACAGUUCACACAGACAAUUUAAAAGCACGCUCCAUCGCAAAUGGUCUGGGAAUCUGGCGUUCCGAUUUGUAACAAGAACAAUACCAUUUAAUGCCAGAACCCUUGAGAAAAAAGAAGGCUGAGUCUCUUGAGUAUGUUGUGCAUUUUGGUGACCAUGGAAACUGGUUUCAAACAACAACUGUUUGGAAAAAGGCUGGUUCAGAUGUUAUGUAAAUACAAGGCUUAUGACACAUCAGGUUUUUCACUGGCCAACAUCUGGCCAUGUUACUUGCUAUUCUGGAUUCAAGGUAGAUACCACUGUUCGAUUUUAGGAAUGUCCCCUUUAUUUUAUACAUAUUUUUAAUUUUGUAUUUUAUUUAUUUGUUCAGUUAUGUUAUAAUUUAUUUUAUUAAAAUGUUCUGAAAUG